This is a messenger RNA of Paramormyrops kingsleyae, 1737 nucleotides long. RefSeq names its product RELT like 1 (gene rell1). Gene Ontology annotation, biological process: positive regulation of p38MAPK cascade. NCBI's taxonomy places the organism in Eukaryota, Metazoa, Chordata, Actinopteri, Osteoglossiformes, Mormyridae. The record is from RefSeq and is a predicted model, not a curated record. Gene Ontology annotation, cellular component: plasma membrane.
CGUAUGCUCCCAUAAGAAUGAGGAAACGGGACGGCGUCACGACAAAAAGAAAGAGGGAAGGAAAAGGGCGUUAAGGGACCUGCUGGCUCACAGUCCCCGCAGAAGGAUUACCGCGCUGUUACAGCCAUGGUCGAUAUCACGCCAGUCCAGAGCGCAACUAAGACACCAGAGAAGGAUUCGGGCUCCAAUGGUCAUGCGCAGUACAUCGCCUUGUCCCUGGUGCCCGUGUUCUUCCUGCUCGGCCUUCUGGGAGUGCUCAUCUGCCACAUCCUGAAGCGUAAAGGUUACCGCUGCACCACUGAGGCCGAAGAUAACGAGGCGCUGGAAGACGCAGAGAAGGACCCCGAGUGUGUCGCAGAGCUGAACGACACCUUCAGUGACGCCAACAAUGACACGUUGGGCCGGAUCGUUCAUUGUAUCAUGAAGAAUGAAGCUAACUCUGAUGCUCUGACCGCUAUGGUGGCUGAACACAGUGCUGAAGGUGAUAGGCCGACUACCCCAACCACUCCUGUGUCACCUAACGAGGCAAAUACGCCACUAUCCCCGGGGGCACCACCGGGGGCACCCAAGCACACCUGCAGCCACCUGCACACGGUGGGAGGAGUGGCCGGUCAGAAGAGCAUCUGUAGCCGCUGUAACCAGAAGAAGUGGCCCCUGGUGAGGAGGCCAAGCCGGAGCCGUCCCUCGGGUCAGGUGACCGUGCUGUCGGUGGGCAGGUUCCGAGUGACAAAAUGUGACCCCAAAAGCACUCGGGAGAGGAGGUCCCUCCGCACAAGUGACCCGAAUGGCUCCGUGCCGUCCUCUCCCACUGAGCCGAAGAGCAGAACCCCCUCAGAGUCACAGGAAAAACAAGACAAAGGACCGAUUUAAGGAACCAGGAGGAUCCCUGAAGAAGGAUCUGGGGGCCUCACCCCCCUGUCCCCCAUGGAGAGGUGCUACAGUCAUUUAUGUACUUUAAUCCAAGAAUCAGGCAGAUGCGGUGGGGGGAGGCUCACUGGAGACCUGAGCAGCUUCUCCCACAAUGGCGCUGAUUCGCAGGGGGUCCGUGGACGGUAGUGACCUUGAUCCCAGGCUGCCACCUCCGCUAAACCUUCACCCCCCCCCCCAUGCCCCAAGUGUGGGCGGAGCCACAGACCAGCGAGUGGAGGGUCAUGUUACCCCACGUUGGCCUCAAACAGCUGCUGCACAGCUGAAAACACGGAAAAGUAUUAGAGAGGAAGAAGAGGGAGAGGAAGGCAUCAGUGAUAUCAUGUCAUCGUGUCAUUACCAGAAGCGGGUUUGUGUGAACGUUCUUUAAAAUCCAGCGAUACAGUUACAAGGAACAAUGUGGGUCACACUGCAUGUCCAUCUAACCUAUAAUCACUGCAAUUAAAUUGUUGAGAAAGCACACAUUUAAAAAUUUAUUUUUUUAACUGAGCACAGAUUCUCUGAACACUGUACUAUGUAUUGGUUUACAAAUGCUUAGUAAUGACACCUUGUGUGCGUGUGAAGCCAUUUCCUUGGUUUCUGCAUGCUUGGCCUUGCCCUUAACUCGCUAAAGGCAAUAGAAAAAAUCCACAUCCCCACUGCGUAUACAGCUUGCAGCCACACCAAAGAACUCUGCUCAGGGGGAUUCCAUACUGCAACUCCUUUGUUGUCGAUCUGUCUUUUUGGCCCUCUAUGGCUUCCAUAGUUCAUUAGUUUAUCAUUAUUCAAUAAAAUGAAAAGUUUUUAAUUUUUUUUUUUUUUUUUUUUUUU